CACAGUGCAAAAUACGGCCGCACGUUAAUAAAUUAUAAUACAUAACAAUAACAAUGCUAGACUAAAGUUAAAACCUAGCCCUAAACGUUCAUCAACUUAAUUUAAGUGUUAAAGUAGUUCUAAAGUGUAACCCAACUUGCAGAAAAACGCAGCUUAUAAAAAGGUUGCCAUCGCAUCCAUCAUCGUAGUCGUUGACGUUGUUGUUGUCGUUGUUGCCGUUGUUUUUCAUAAUUGCGCCUUCAGCUGCUGGGUGUUGUUGAAGAAGUCCCAGUCUCAGUCCCAUAUACGUGUGCAUUUGGAAUCGCUAAAUGUGUGUUCUCAUUGCAGCGUUUGCCCUUCUGCAUACGAACUAAAGUACGAAAAUAAAUUCGCUUUGCGAGCUGCAACAAGAAUAAGAAGAAGAGACUGACUAAGCUGCACAAUAAGCAACCGGACUCGGGAAGCAACAUGCAGCAGCAUCAUGUGCAUACAGCCAGGGCAGCACCCCAUCUGCGCGCUCCACAUCAUCACAGUCACAUUGCGAUGCCGCCGCAUCCCGGCAUGGAGCAACAUUUGGGCGCACUGUCACAAGCGGCAUCAAUUGCAACACAGCAGCAACAUCAACAACAACAGCAGCAGCAGCAGCAAUCGGUGCCGCCGCCGCAGCGAGAUGUUCAUCAUGGACGGCUUAGUCAUCAUCAUCAUCAACAUCAUCAGCAGCAGCAGCUCCAACCGAAUGCCUACAACAAUAGCAACAACAAUAAUAAUCAAAUGCAAAAGAUACGACAACAACAUCAGCAUCUCAACAACAGCAAUGGUCAUUUGACAAAAUGUAACCAAUUGCCGCCACCGCCGCAACAGGCCUACAAUCAUCCGGCAGCGAUCAGCUACAGCCAACUGCCGCCUCAUAUGCCCAGUUAUGGCAGUUAUGCGGCACAGCAGCCGUCAACGAUGUUAAGCGGCAAGCAGGCGCAUUAUUAUCUCAGCAGUGCCAAGCCCAAGUACAACAACAACAAUCACAACAACAAUAACAACAGUAGUAACGGGAGCGGCAGCAGCAACAGCUACGCGCAUGCACCCAAAACCAUACUACAGACCACAUACCGUUCUGCCAAGAGCAAUGGACAGCCCACAGUGUCAUCUGUAGAGGUAGCAACAAUUGCUGUUGUGCCAGCAACAGCUCCAGUCGAACAUUCCUUGCCCACCACAAUGCGUAUUGUUGGCAACUGCAGGAGCACCAAUGGCGAUAACAUAGUCAUUGCCAGCGAGGAGAUCUGUGAGUUGCCGCCUGCCUUAACACCCGACAACUGUGAGCCGCUGCCAUUGCCGGUGGCGCCGCAGAGUGAGGAUUGCAGCAGCAGCAGCAACGCAGAGCAACAUGCAGACGCUGGCGACACACUGUCCAAUGAGGACAGUAGCUCGGCACGCGGUGCCAAAGACAAGACACCCAUGUGUCUAGUUAACGAGUUGGCCAGAUACAAUAAGAUCACACAUCAAUACCGUUUGACGGGCGAACGCGGUCCGGCGCAUUGCAAGACCUUUACCGUAACGUUAAAGCUGGGCGAAGAGGAGUAUUCGGCGGAUGGUUUUAAGAUCAAGAAGGCUCAGCAUUUGGCCGCCUCCAAAGCCAUCGAGGAGACCAAAUACAAGCACCCGCCGCCCAAGAUACGCCGCAACGAUGAGACAAACUCAACGCGUACGCACAUUACACCAACCGUUGAACUGAAUGCGCUGGCCAUGAAGCUGGGUCAGCGCACCUACUAUGUCCUGGAUCCCACACAAAUGCCACCGGCAGAUGCAAUGUUGCCGCCUGACUAUGCCGCAUCGUUGCUUCCUACACCAGCGGCAGGCUUGCCGCAACCGCCGCCACCGCCACCAUACGCAGUGCGUCGCAAUGGCAAUGGGACCGGGGGUUAUGUGCUGCAAGCGCCGCCCAUUCAUCCGCAUCAUCAUGUUGCGUUGCAGACGCAGCGGGCCAUCUAUGGCCAUCAGCGUCCUUAUGCGCCCAAAUAUCAGUCGCGCUUUGCUCUGUCGCCAACGCUCACUCCGCAUAUGUUGCCCGGUCCGCAUGGACCCUAUGUGCCUGCAUUGCCGGUUACGCCCAGCAAGAUAACCCUUUUUGUGGGCAAGCAGAAAUUUGUUGGCGUCGGACGCACCUUACAGCAGGCCAAGCACGAUGCAGCGGCGCGUGCACUGCAGGUGCUCAAGACGCAGGCGAGCAGUGUUGCAGAUGAUGCUCUGGAUGAUUCCAUGGAUGAAAAUGACAAAAAGUCGCCCAUAUCACAGGUGCACGAGAUUGGCAUCAGGCGCAAUAUGACGGUCCAUUUCAAGGUGCUGCGCGAGGAGGGGCCGGCACACAUGAAAAACUUCAUCACGGCAUGCAUUGUUGGCGCCAUAGUCACCGAGGGCGAGGGCAAUGGCAAAAAGUUAUCCAAGAAGCGUUCAGCCGAAAAGAUGCUAAUUGAGCUGCAGAAAUUGCCGCCGCUUACGCCCACUAAACAAACGCCCAUGAAGCGCAUCAAGGUGAAAACGCCGGGCAAAAAUAGCGCAGCAAAUGCAGCAGCAGCAGCUAUCGCAGGCAUUGCCGGUGCUGCUGUAACGCCACUUGGCAAGCCAGAGCGACGAAAGCGUCUCAAUGCGACCGUUAAGGAAAAGCCUGCUGUGGAGCUGGAUGAGGAUGAGAAUCCUAUAACGAAGCUUAUACAAUUGCAGCAGACGCGCAAGGAAAAGGAACCUAUCUUCGAGCUGAUAGCUAAGAAUGGCAAUGAGUCGUCCCGACGUCGCGAGUUCGUCAUAGAGGUCUGCGCCAGUGGCAACAUAGCUCGCGGCACCGGCAACAGCAAAAAACUGGCAAAACGCAAUGCGGCUCAGGCCCUACUCGAACUGCUGGAGGCAUCGGAUCCAAAAAGCAGCGGAGAAGUGGAGCACUCAUUGGAACAAAAUGUGUCGCCAGCCGCAGCUGCUGUGUCGGCAGCCAUUGAGUCAAAUGCAUCGCUCGAUGUGCCCAUGGUAUCGACGCCGGCAGGUCCUGUGCCAGGCAUUUUAAUACUACGCCAAAACAAGAAACCAGCUAAAAAGAAGGAUGCAGUGAUUGUGGUCAAAGCCAAUGUGGAGUCAACUAAAGAGACGGAGGCCAAAACGGAUGCAAUGAUGACUGCAACAGCAACAGAAGAAAUCAGCAGCAGCAACAACACUUGCAACGAAUCGAAUGUGAAUGAGGCCAACAAUGAGAGCAGCUUGAACACUUCAACGGGCAGCAACACAAGCGGCGUAAGCAGCAAUAGCAGCAAUGCACCCGCCAGCAGCAACAGCAACAAUGUCAAUGGUGGCGGCGAUGGCGGUGCCACUGGUGGUGGUGUUGGUGGCGGGGCGGCUGGCGGCGGCGGUGGUGGUGGUGUGCAUUUGAAAGAACAGUUACUCUACCUCAGUAAAUUGUUGGACUUCGAGGUCAACUUUUCGGACUAUCCCAAGGGUAAUCACAACGAAUUUCUAACGAUUGUUACGCUCUCCACAAAUCCGCCGCAAAUCUGUCAUGGUGUUGGUAAAGUCUGUGAGGAGUCGCAGAAUGCAGCUGCAGGCAAUGCGCUGAAAAUACUCAGCGAACUGGGCCUGAACAAUGCCAAGAAAUAAGCCAAACUAAUUAAAACUGCAAUUUAUUAUUUUUUUUUGUUGUGCGUAUGCAAAAAGUAAAUGAAAAACAAAAAAACAAAAAACACCCGUCCACAAAUCAAACCUUAAAAGGAUAGAAUGAAAAGAAAAGAAUGCGUAGCUGUGUGCAAAUUCAAGAAAGAGUAAAUGAAACAAACAGUACUUUUUGAAAUAGCAAAUUAUUAGUUAAUACCUAUUUAUUUAUUUAUGCGCAAGUGUGCGCAAUGUGCGUUUUGAUUUGAUUUCAAAAACGAUGCGUAGAUUGUGCUAACUGCUGUUAUUAUUUUUAUUUAUUUGUUGUUAAAAUUGUGAAACGUUGCGGAUUGAAAAGAUCCGAAGCAAAGUGAAAAACAAAAACAAAAAACUAAAACUCAAAACAUGUUUAAAACAAACAAUAAAUAAAUAGUAUUAUGGAGAACAAAUUAAAUGUUGCAGUAUGUUGCACACAUUCUAGACAUACACACAUUCACCCUAUAAUUAUAAUUAAGAUGGAAUGCUCAUUGGGCACUUGAAUUAAAUUGAUGAACAAAUGUAAACACUAACCGAAAUAUUUAUUAUCUGCAUGCGGCUGUUAAGACGCUUAUGCAAUGCUUUCAAAAAAUAAAUACAAAAAUUUGUUUGCCACAUUUUGCAUUUGCCUCACAAAUGCCAAGAAAAAAAACGAAAACUAAAAAAA
Molecule: messenger RNA, 4303 nt
Organism: Drosophila grimshawi
Lineage: Eukaryota; Metazoa; Arthropoda; Insecta; Diptera; Drosophilidae
Gene: stau
Product: maternal effect protein staufen
Exons: 7
Coding region: 448-3609 (1053 amino acids)
Source: RefSeq, a predicted model, not a curated record